AUGCACGCUUCUCUCUGUCUCCGAGUUCAAUGUCCGCAGUACAGCUUUGUGCCAUUCGCCUGGAUCAGUCCUAUACGCGCAGUGUAUCGAUACGAAGACAGCAUCACAAUAACCUGCAUCACCAACUUUGAACUUGCUCCGAGUGAGGCCAGCGCCCUCGUUCACUGCCAGGGAAACGGGACGUGGUCUCGCAACGUGACCGAGUGCAGGCAGAUCGAGUGCGAGGAGAUUCCGCACGUGCCACAUUCCACUCGCCAGGGCAACAGCAAGCUGUUCAAUAGCGUGCUGAUCUACACCUGCUUGCCGGGGUACCGCAUGACGUCCGGAUCGCCCGUGAUCUUGUGCCAGGCAAACAAGACCUGGAGCAGCGCUCUGCCGAACUGCACCCGCAUCACGUGCACUCCGAAAGCUCUACCGCCACAGGCACUCCGCGUACCGUCUCUGAGCACCUACGACUUUCAGAGCAACGUGACCUACUCCUGUCAACCCGGUUACGAGCUGAGACUGCCGGUCAACCAGUCGUUGUGUGAGGAAGACGGCAGCUUGCGAGAUGAACAUCCCGGAUGCAAAGGUGUACAGUGUCCAUUCGUGCUGGCACCGAAUGCUCUAUCAACAGCCGUGAGUGCUUCCUACCCAGACUCGCUCACCAUUCAGUGUAGACUAGGCUACCAAAUACACUCCGCACUGAACUCGAUAAGCGUGGCGUGCCUCCAGAACGGAUCCUACUCGCUCAGCUCCAUCCCGCAGUGCGCACCGAUUGGCUGCAGCCCGUUGCCCGUGGCGAUCAACGCCACCGUAGCCGGGAGCUCUACGUCGUACGGUUCGGCCGUGUCUCUGACGUGCGACCUGGGCUUCGUUGGACCGCAGAGCAGUCUCCGGCGUACAUACUACUGCACACACGCCAUCGUGAACGGUAGUGUGGUGUAUGGCUGGAGAGCCGGAGCUGAUGAGUUUACUCCUGACUACUGUCAACCAGUGGAGUGUCAGCAACCUGUUGGUAUCCAACAUUUUCAAUUUGAGGCCGCCACUGCAUUCCCAAUCCUACUCGGGGAAGAAGUGAACAGUAGUUGUAACCUUGGCUAUGAGCUAACCAGUGGUGAUCUGGUUCGUCGUUGUGUAGUUGAUGUUAGUAAUAAUGGUGUUGGUAUGUUGACUGGCAGUGUUCCUCCCGGAACUGUGAUCAUCCUGGACACAGUGACUACAUCAGCCGACAUGGAGAUGAACAUUUCUACAAUAGAUCUUUUGAUAGAAUGUCCAGUGUUGCUGAGUCCUGUGAAUGGCAGUGCUGAACUGAACGGAGGAAAUUUCAGCUUUGGAGCCGUCACCACGUUUAGCUGUGACAAGGGAUUCACCCUGAGCGGAUCAUUGGUUCGUGUUUGUGGUGACCUUGGACAGUGGAAUGGAUCUGACACUGUUUGUACAAUUGUACAAUGUCCUGUACCAUCACUCCCCCAGCACACACUGAGAACACCCAAUCUAACAGCCAUGUCUCUACUGGACUACUCCAGCAGUGUUGUGUACAGCUGUGUGACUGGCUAUACACUAGUGGGUACUCACACACAGCAGUGUCUAGAGACGGGAGAAUGGACAUCCGCCACAGCAACGCCAUAUUGUACAAUUGUCACUUGUCCAGCUCCGGCCGUAGUUCCAGCCAGCAUACACAACGGCACUGGUGUGUACCGCUGGCAGAGCAGCAUAGCGUACCAUUGCAUCAUCGGCUUCUAUUUACGAGGCGUGGAUGUCAUCACGUGCAGUCACUAUGGCAACUGGUCCGCUCCAGUGCCAGCUUGCAUAGCCUACACAUGCAACACCAGUUUUCCUGCGCCUGCCAACGCCACGACGACCGUAUCCGGGACGACGGCUUUCAAGACCGACAUGACGGUGCACGAGGGUGCCACCAUCUUCACGCAGUGCAGUCUGGGAUUCAGCCACAGCGAUGCUGGUGGUAGCCUAACGGCGACGUGUUCCAGUGGACAGUGGGUGCCACGUUACUCACCCGAUUGUCAGCGCAUCGUGUGCAAUGGCACGUUACCGGCGGGUGGUGCCAAUGCGGUCCGUACCGGCGCCGGGAAUCUGUUCGGCGACACGCAUCGUUACGCAUGCCCGACGGGGUUCACGUGGUCGAGUACAUCCGCCGAACUCCGUGUGGAGUGCCUACACACUGGCCUGUGGUCCCGCACUGUCCCGGACUGCUACCCGGUGGCUUGCCCUCGCCUCGCAGCACCCAGCAACGGGGCACUGAGCACUGACACCGGCAUCUAUACAAACAUCUCAACCGGGCAGUGUACAACAGGCUAUGAGGUUAUCGCCGGUGAUCUGAGUCGCACUUGCCAGGCGGACGGCACCUGGUCCGGGGCGAACCUGGUCUGCACGCGGGUACGAUGUCCUGGGCUGGCUCCCCCGGCUAAUGGCGGGUUUGGCCAGUUUGACGGCGACCAGUAUGGCGAUAGGGUGGUGGUGUUCUGCGAUGCCGGCUACGAACUGGACGCGUCGGUGGAGUCCACACUGCGCUGUCAGGCGAAUCGCACCUGGACCACAUCUCUCUUAUCGUGCAAACGUGUAACAUGUCCUGUGCCAGAUCAACCACUUUACAUACCCUCUAUCCCCGCACUCCCCACCACCGCACCACCGACUGCCACACAAUACGACUAUGGUACUGUAUAUGCAUACCACUGUGCGGCCGGCUUUCAGCUACUCGGCGUUCAGAACGCCGUGUGCACGCAGGCCAGUAACUGGACUAGCCCGCCGCCUACGUGUCAAGCUGUCACCUGUGAUAUAUCUACACUGCCAUCCCUGCCCAAUGGUAACCAUGACAGCACUGGCAUGGCAACCAUCCAGUAUGGUGGUCAUGUGACCUGGUCAUGUGACCUGGGUUAUGAGCUGGUUGGUAGUGCAGUGCAGCGCUGUGUGCAAGUAGCCAACACGCCUGGAAACUUGGACGUGGAUGCUCCGAACUGUACAAGAGUACAGUGCCCUGUCUACCCUAGUGUACGGAAUGCAGCAGUGGUGCCCGUCAAGACCGAUUAUCGCUUCCAGGACUCGCUUUCCAUCACGUGCCUCGACAAUCACGAAAUCAGCAAUGGCGUCGUUAACGUCACGGCUACUUGCCUUGCCAACAUGACAUGGUCAGUGAUUGUUCCGGACUGUCGGCUCAUCGACUGCGGCACAAUUCCAAGCAUCCCGUUUGCCGAUCACCAUGGUAACGCUACGACCUUCGGCAGUGUCGUCACCUACACUUGUCACCUUGGUUACAAUAUCACUGCCGGCACGGCCAUGAUCAGUUGCCAUGGAGACAAGACCUGGAGCAGUAGCCAGCUGACGUGUACAAGAAUCACAUGUCUUGCACCAUCACCAUUAUCACGAGAAUCUCUAGUAACACCAAUGUUGUCAGUGUAUGACUGGAAUACCACUGUAGAGUAUUCAUGUCAAGUGGGAUACCUGCUCACUACACCCUCCAUUACACACGCACAGUGCGAUAGUGAUGGUUUGUUUACUGUGGAACAUCCCGGCUGUCAUAUUGUCCAAUGUCCAGUCCUGGCUACAGACAAUGGUGUGUACUCGCACUCACGGGCAGUGUACAUGAACAACAUUACUCUAACGUGUGACGUGGGUUAUGAACUGCAGCCGCAGGUCUACACUGUUGAGUUUCGAUGCCUGGCGACGGAAAGUUUCUCUCUGUCUCCUUUGCCGACGUGUGCCAAGAUCUCGUGCGGGCCGCUGCAGCCGAUUCAGAAUGCUACGGUGCUGGCUAGUUCAGCUCUGUUUGGCUCUCGGGUCCGUGCGAACUGCAACUAUGGCUUCGUAGCGGCAGGCAGUGUAUUGUCUGCUUUGUUUACGUGUACAGUGAACACCAGCGCUGCGUCAAACCGGUCUUAUCACUGGCGAGCGGACGGAGCUGAUAUUCGUACUACGGGUUGCAUGCCAGUGGAGUGUGCCCAGCCAGUUACCAUUUCCAACUUCAUGUACUUGCAAUCUAUCCAGUUUCCAGUUCUGUUUCGCUCAGUUCUAAACGGUAGUUGUAAUCUUGGUUAUGAGCUAGCUGGUGGUGAUCUUGUUCGUAGUUGUGUAGUUGAUGUUAGUAAUAAUGGUGUUGGUAUGUUGACUGGCAGUGUUCCUCCCGGAACUGUGAUCACCCCGGGCACAGUGACUACAUUAGCCGACAUGGAGAUGAACAUUUCUACAAUAGAUCUGUGA
Sycon ciliatum is the source of this 4194-nucleotide messenger RNA. Its product is annotated as sushi, von Willebrand factor type A, EGF and pentraxin domain-containing protein 1-like. The record is from RefSeq and is a predicted model, not a curated record. Lineage: Eukaryota; Metazoa; Porifera; Calcarea; Leucosolenida; Sycettidae. The coding region runs from base 1 to 4194 and encodes 1397 amino acids. The transcript has 15 exons.